Messenger RNA from Nasonia vitripennis (jewel wasp), 5436 nucleotides. It is a transcript of the gene timeout, whose product is annotated as protein timeless homolog. The transcript has 29 exons. Lineage: Eukaryota; Metazoa; Arthropoda; Insecta; Hymenoptera; Pteromalidae. The record is from RefSeq and is a predicted model, not a curated record. The coding region runs from base 1046 to 5239 and encodes 1397 amino acids. Gene Ontology annotation, molecular function: DNA binding. Gene Ontology annotation, biological process: DNA repair; DNA replication checkpoint signaling; replication fork arrest. Gene Ontology annotation, cellular component: replication fork protection complex.
GACAAUACCGUACUUUUCGACGACUCUGCAUGCAAAAAUCCGCUUGGUACCGAAAAACAAACGCAGCGCAUACCCAUCAUCCGUACCUAAUCAAUUCAAUUAUAUCUCUCCCGCAACAAUCCUCCAGACACACUCGCAGGGAAGGCAGCCCAUAAUUGACAAAGACUUUCAUCCCUUAUAUAUACCCUCCGACAAAAAGUCACUCUCCCGGCAUAAUUCCCAGGAUUAGCCCUGACAUCCCCUCUAUCCAAACAUCAACCUUCUUCCCUCCUCGCAACUCUCAACUCUUUAUACCGCUCGCGCGCAUUCAUUCCGCACCCUCGCAGACGCGCACUCAGACAGUCGCGGCGGCGACGUUAUCGUCCCGCGUUUUAAGCUGUCCCUCAGCGCGCGGCGACGGCGAGUCCCGAUAAGGGGCCGAGAGUCUUCAAAAGAACGUCCCGGAUGACAGCUUUAUGACGGGGACAAAGCCGCUAAUUAAUUAGGGAGCGAGUUGCGACUUGGUUGUCUGCGAGAUAAGCAAAGUUUCGAGGAGCUACAGGCUCGCACUCUUUCCGUUUGUCUUUUGCGCGAUUUACUUGCUUGCGGGAGGGCUAUUAUUGCUUUAUCGAGCGUAACUUUUCGAUUUACGUAUGAUAAUAGUCGAGUGUUGAGAACGUUUCUUGUAGUUUAAUUGGAAGUUAGAAGAGACGCGUUUGAAUUUGCCGGGCAAUAUGGCCGCCGACCAAUCGACUGCUUUCCCGCGUUUUCGCGCGGAGCAGCGGCUCGAUGGCAGCAUGCGGUUGAUGUUGUACUCGCGUGUCAGGUCAGUCGCCGCUAUGCAGUGUUUUUGUUGUGAUACGUGCAUGAUUUUGACGUUUAUCGAGUGAACAAAGUUUAUCUGUCGGUGCAGUUGUUGUUGGUGUCGAGCCGAGAGAAGUCCUAUGGCGAGAUUUUUGUUGACAGCUUGCUUACCAAGUUUUUGUUAAGCAUUUGCCGAUAUUGGGUUGGUUUUUCACGGCAAAAAGUAUUUUUUUCAACAGUUAGAGAACGAUAAUCAGUCAAAAUGACAGCUGCAGCACUUCAGAUAUCAGAUGUGAUUUACGCUGAGUUAACAGCAACCUGUGAUGCUCUUGGUUACAACGAUGGAAAUAAGUUUCUCUUGGACAAAAAUGCUAUAGAGGUCCUCAAAGACUUGAUCAGAUAUCUGAAAAGGGAUGACGAUAUUCAUUCUGUUCGACGUUAUCUUGGACAUUCAAAAUUACUACAAAGAGAUUUACUGAAAAUAUUUGUAGAGCAUGUCAACAAAACAGAGUUGUGGAAUGUACUUUUGAGAUUAUUGAUCAACUUGACCAGUCCUGCAUUGAUGGUAUACAAUGAGGAACUUCCAUCAGAAAAAAUUACUCGGAGUUAUUAUCUCCAGAUACUGUCGCAUCUACAAGAGUACAAGAGUGCUAUGGCAAAUGAUGCAGUUUGGGGUAUUAUACACGAAAAGAUGAAGAAUAUUUUAACCAUCGAAAGUGAAGAGCGAGGAGAAGAGAAUGAGAUGAUAAUGGAAAGGAUACUCACUCUGAUACGGAAUGUAUUACGAGUACCUGCAAGUGACUCUGAAAACAGAACAGAUAAUGAUACAUCCAUUCACGAUGAGGUAUUAUUUGCUCUCAACACAACUGGUGUAACUGAACUACUUGUGUACAUUGCCAGCUCUAGUAAAGAGCAGCAAUACCAUAUGCAAAUAUUAGAAAUAAUUGCAUUCAUGCUGCAAGGUCAGAAUCCUGCGAGGCUUGCCAGAGUUGGACUGCAGCGCAGUAAUCAUGAGAAAGAAGCUGAAGAAGCAAGACUUGUGCUCAUGCGACAAAAAGAGCAAGCUGAAAAGCUGGCCAAAAUGAAGAAAUAUGCUGGAUCGAGACACUCGAGGUUCGGAGGUACCUACGUCGUGCAGAACAUGAAGGCGAUCGGGGACAACGAGAUGAUCUGCCACAAACCUUAUCAGAAAAUUGAGGACCUGAACUUUAGCGUUACAAAGCAAAAAACGAAGAAGCGGAAGAACAAGAACGAGCUGAUGAGCCUCGGCGAGGAGCGCAUCUCAGCCCUCUCGGUCCGGCUCUUUCUCAAGGAGUUCUGCGUGGAAUUCUUGAACGGCGCCUACAACCCUGUGAUGCGCUACGUCCGGUCUUGCAUCAACGGCACCGGCGCCGUCGCCUCCGACGCUAGUCACUACCUCUGGGCCCUGCGCUUCUUCAUGAACUUCAACCGCCAUUACAACUUUCGCGUGAAAUACGUGAGCGAAACGAUAUCCACGGAAGUGUUCUAUCUCGUGCAAAGGCAAAUUGAACACAAUUAUGAGAUGAUCUUGAGUGAUAAAAAGAAAGCGGCUUUCUGGUCAACGAGGAUGCACUUGGGUAUCAACGCCUAUCAGGAGUUGCUGCUUACUUUGAUCGAAAUGGACAAGAGCAAAGAUGACGGAGUGAAACGAUCCAGCCGCGCCAUAAUGGGAAAUAUCUUCUACGUGCCAGAGUACCGUGACACGAUACUCUCCCAGCUACUGAACUACAACGAGUUAACAAUGUCAAGGGAUUACUUGGUGGAUCUCGUAACUACCGUACACAUCUUCUUGAAGAUGUUGAAGAACUUUUGCGAGAAGGAGCGCAACGUUGUCGUACAGAAAGUGAAACGAAAGAAGCCGAAGAAAAAAUCGAAGUCGGCGAACAAAGCAGCAACACAGCCUGCGGCACCACUGCCAAGCCUGGAAGAGAGGUGGGACGACGUGGGGCCGGAAGUAUCGGCCGUUAUGCAGCAAAAUGAGAUACCGGUAGUGGCACCUUUCGACGGUGCAAGCGAGGUUCCCAUAGACGAUCAGAAGGGCGACGCGAUGAAGAGGAUCCAGAAGCUGCUGCGCUGCAAGGACUACGAGCAGGCGAUCGGACUUCUGCGCUCGGCAAGGGAAGUCUGGCCGGAGAACGACAGCUUCGGCAAAGCCAACCUAUCCGUGGAGGAGGAGUUCCUGGUGCUGCGGGAGAUCUUCUUCGCCGAGCUCGGUGUUCCGGACGAGGUGCCUGGGACUCAGGGCAGUGGUAAUCAGGUCGAGGGUCUGCUGAACUACGAAGACGAGGAGGAUGACGACGAGGAGAACGAAGAGGAGGAGGAGGAGACGCGGUUCGAGGAGACGAGCUUCAAGUUCAUGGAUUUCCUCCAGCGAUUCGCAAACUUGAGGGUCGUGAGCAACCUGGCCAUCCUCCUGAAGAACUUCGAGAGGAACACACCGGAGCUCAACCACUACGUUCUCAAAAUGUUCCACCGGAUUGCCCUGGACUGCAAAAUGCCCGCUAUGCUGUACCAGGCUUCGAUAUUCCGCGUCUUCCAGAGGGUCUUCCAAUCCGACAGCCGAGUUCACAAGGAAUUAGCGUCGUUCGCGCGCUUCGUGUUCCGGGGCUUCGCGGAAGUGGCUUCGCGCAAUCCCAAGGCCUACAUGGAGCUGCUGUUCUGGAAGUCGACGAAACAGGCGACGGAGAUGGUGGAUGGCUACGACGCGGAGCCACAGGCGAAGAAGUCGAAGAGCGCCUGGUCCGAGGAGGAGGAGGAUGAGCUGCGGACCCUCUUUAUGGAGCAUCAAACCAACAAACCCAGCCAGGACGUGGUCGACUACAUUCUCAGCAAUCUGAUAAGCCAGGAUCGCACGAGGCGAGGAGUCAUGAAGAAGCUCAAAGAGAUGUACCUCAUCGUCAAUUCCAAGAGCGUCAGGAGCGAAGUCUCGAAGCGGCUGCCGAAAGAAUGGUCCGAGGAGGAAGUGGCCCAGCUGACGGAACUGUGGGAACAAGUCAGGGAAGAAGAUGAUCCCGUUGGCCUGAUAUACGACAGUUUGAGAAUAAAGAGAUCGAAACCGAAGAUCAAGGAGAAACUUUUGGAACUCAAUCUGGCCGAGGACGCAAAGCAGCUGAGAAAGAAGCGAACGAAGAAGAGCUCGGGGCCGAAAUCAUCGUGGGAGAAUGCAUCGGCCAGUGAGGAUGAGGAUGGUUCGGGCUCUGAUGAGGACGAGGAUGGCGAUGGCGGAGUAAGCGGAUCCGAUGCGGGAAAAAAGAAAAAGAAGAAGGAAAAAUCGAGGAAAGAGAGGAAGAAGUCCAAACAGCCGGCGAUCGUUUACACCGACGCUCAGCUAUCGGGAUUAUUGAAGGACGUCAUCGCUAACAACUUGCAAGAAGCGUUGCAGUGGCUUAAGGAGUCACUGGAAGAGUCCCUGGAGGACCGCGACGAGGAGAGCCACGAAGGCUUGGCGCUCGUGCCGCUAACCGCUGAGACGUCAGCUGCGAUGGACUCGCCGAACUUCCAGCGCUUUCUUAGAGGCGCCGGCAUUGAACCGCCAGAUCUCGAGGAGGCUUAUUGGCGCAUACCCGCGAGUAUGCUGGUGACUACCGUCAAAAAGCGAAUCGAGAUCAUUGAUAAAGCACUAAAGGGCGAAUUCGUCGAAGAGGUAGUGGUGGCAAGCCGGAGAAGGGGUGAGUCGGAGAGCGACGAAGACGACGACGAUUUCUUCGAGAGGCUCAAGAAGUAUUCUAAGAGAAACGACGGCGAUGCAGAGUCUGCACCGUCGACUUCGCAAAAAUCAGCAUCGAGUAAAUCCGCGGCUAGAAAAGUCGAUGAAAAUCCUGAGAGCCCCAAAUCCGACAAGGAAAAUCAUGACACUGAAAAUGAAAUACUGUCAUACGGUAAUGCGAAGCGAAGUGAUUCAGAGGAGGAAGAGGAUAAAACAAGCCCCACUACGAAAUCUCCGGAUGAAGAAAAAAAAACGAAGCCGAAAAGAAUCAAAACAGUACUCGAUUUAUCAGAUUCUGAAGACGAGCGCCAGCCAUCUCAGGAAGAGAAUAACGAUGAUGCGAUUCGUACUGAUUCUUCUCAAGAUAAAACUAGCAAAUCAAAAAGAGUACUUGAAUCUGACUCGGAGGAGGAAAAGAUGGAAACCGAAAGUCAAUCUCAAACUGACGUUCGAAGUAAAAUUGAACCGAAGGAAGGAAGCGCCAAAUCCAGUCGAAUACGAAAAGUUUUGGACUCGGAUUCCGAAGAAGAGGCCGAGAAACUUCCGCAGGAUGCAGAUGAAUCGUCGCUUGAAGCUAAGAGAACUCGUUCAGAGAAUUCUGACAGCGAAACUCCAAUGCAAAAGAAACGACGUGUACUCGAUAGCGACGAAGAAGAUGACUUCGUUAAGGAAGCCGAAAAACCAGUAGAAAAGAAACGAUCCCGGGUGUUGAGCGACGACGAGGAAUAAGUGAAUGUGAUAGAUACUUUACUUAUGGCUAAGAAAAUUGAGUUAAUAUAAAAAGUAAAGUUGUUUAAGGCAGCGAAAGAGUAUCUUGUAGCUGCUGCCACCUGUAGGCCGUAGGUGAAACCUAACGGCAAAAAGCAAGUCUAUUUUCAUAAUUAUUGUAAACGAUUAUUACUUGUUAAAAUGCUUUCAAUUCUUUA